Lasiosphaeria miniovina is the source of this 1401-nucleotide messenger RNA. RefSeq lists its product as uncharacterized. Bases 76 to 1050 code for a protein of 324 amino acids. NCBI's taxonomy places the organism in Eukaryota, Fungi, Ascomycota, Sordariomycetes, Sordariales, Lasiosphaeriaceae. The record is from RefSeq and is a predicted model, not a curated record. Gene Ontology annotation, molecular function: RNA binding. The transcript has 4 exons.
CCUGUUAAAUCUUAGCAGGGGCGGCAGAUAAAUUUCUCAGACAAAGGAAAUUUUCGGAUAACCGCGAAACAAGACAUGGCCUUUUCCCUACUUACUCUAACCUCUCGAUCCAACGCAAAGUCUUCUCCCAUCCACCACCUUUCCAAACAAUUACUCUCGCUCUACCCCUCAACCAUCAUCAUGAAUUCUCUCCGUCAAGUCGCUCUGCGCUCCGCCAUUGCGGCAUCCAGAGCUGUGGCCUUCAAGGCCCCGACAACUUCCUUCGCAGUCCAGUUUGCCCGCCAGGCCAAUGUCACAAGAUCCGCCUUUGCCAUUCCGGCAGUGCGCGCCUUCUCCCAGACUGUUCGCGUCCAGGAGUACGAGAGAAAUUAUGCUGAGGAGGCCGCUGCUGAGGAGGCUUGGGCCACUGAGCGGCAGAGCCCAGAAUUCACUGCGAGGAGGGCCGAGCAGCUAAAGCAGCAGUUGCCGAUUCGGGAAGCAGGUGUAGAGGAGGUCUACGACAACUCGAUCUUCAUCCGCAACCUCUCCUUCUCCGUAACCGAGCAUGAUAUUUUGGGCGUGUGCCAAAAGUUUGGAAAGAUUGUUAACGUCAGAUUGGCGACGGACAGAGAUGGCAACAGCAAAGGUUUCGGGUUUGUCGAAUUUGAGACCCAAGAACAGGCCCAUGCUUCGCUUCGGGAGCUCGACCAGUCAUUCUUCCAAGGCCGCCGCAUUGGCGUUCUUCCCCGCGCCAAGGAGCGGGCUGCGAGACCUCCCAGAGGAGCUUCCUCCCCUUCUACUUCCCUCUAUGUCGGCAACAUCCCCUAUGAGACCUCGGACGAGGACUUGAAUAGGAUGUUCAGAGGCCUCGAGAACGUCAAGGAUGUGCGUAUUGCCGUCGACCGCACCACGGGAUACCCGCGCGGCUUUGCCCAUUGCGACUUCGCGACUAUUGAAGAUGCCGAUAAGGCUAAGGCGAUCCUUGGCACCACCAUGAUGGGCAACAGACAGUUGGUAGUCGACUAUGCCGAAUCUCACAGGGUGACCAACAGACCCCGGGACAACUACUAGAGAAUCAUCGGGGCUAGAUCUUGGCUAGGGAGAAGUAGCGGAUGUGGCAGGCCUGCUGAAGAGGCUACCGUAUAUACCCAGCUAGUUUUAGGGCGAACGCAAGAACCUGGGUGGGGAAGUGUUCGAGUAAUAUUGACAGCGGGGAACGGGUGAUGCGUGGAAGGGUCUGCGUUUAGUGCCUCUAGCACAGGAACGGAACGACCCCGAGGAGCGUGGGGUUUGGUGGUUGUGCCAGCCGCGAGUCCAAAAAGGGUGGCCGGGCUGUAACACCACCCUGUAGGACUAACUUUGUGUGCGGCGCAUGCGGCAAUAUACUAUGUACAAAUAAUUGACAAUUCUCUCUACUCUGGA